UGUCCCCCGGCGGCUUUUUAGAGAGAGCACGCUCGUAUUUCAGGUAAUUUUCAACGCCUCAAAGGAACAAGGCCUGCUUUUAGUUUGCCGGACAGUGACCUGGUCUUCAUACGGACUACACUGAGGCACAAGGUGGACUAAAAUAAAACCAAAAACAGGACCGCUUGAGGGAUGUGUUCUUAAAAGGAGAUCCGCCAGCGGCUGUCAGAAACCGUGCUACAGAUUGAACAUGCUGCAGGUUGUAUGACUGACAGAUAUGGGGCCAGUGAGAUCAUAUUUGCAGACUUUCACUGUGGUGGCAGCUUUUUGCCUAUUUUUGACCGUUGAAGGUGCGAGGCCGGAGGUGCGUGGAAAGGUUGGAAGUGUGGUGGAGUUGGAGUGCAGUUUUCCUCCAUCAGACCCAGCUGCUGUGUCCUCUGCAUCUCUGCAUGUGGUAGAAUGGGUUCGACAAGGACUCGACAUCCCUGUCUUGAUCAAAUUUGGAUCCUAUGUGCCUCGGGUCCAUCCACAAUAUGAGGGGCGGGUUUCUCUGGUGCGUAUCACCGCCCUGAGGCUGGGGGGCCUGCAACUGGAUGAUCAGGGCUUGUACGAGUGUCGAAUCCUCUUACUGGAUAAACCAACAGAUGAGCUGCGAAACGGCACCUGGACUCUGCUUUCUGUAACUGCUCCACCCACCUUCACUGAAGCCCCGCCCCCUAUGGUGGAGGCUCUGGUUGGAAGUCACCUCUCUCUUCCCUGUGUUGCCAAUGGCAACCCUGCUCCAACCAUCACCUGGCUAAAAGAUGGAAGUGUGAUUCAGGGAAUAAAUGAUCAGGAGGGAGCCUUAUCUCUGCGAGCAGUGAGCAUGCAGUCAGCAGGACAGUACACCUGCCACGCCUCCAACUCUGAGGGAAACGUGACUCGCGUGACAAAAGUGAAGAUCAAAGGUCCGCCUGUCAUCGUUGUUCCUCCCAAAAGCACCUCUCUCAACAUGUCCCAGAAUGCACUUCUGCGGUGCCAGGCGGUAGCCGACCCCCCCAACAUGACUUAUGUGUGGCAGAAAGGUGGAGAGAACAUCUACCACAUAGAGUCUUUGAAAACACGAGUGAAGAUCGUGGUGGAUGGAACUCUGCUCAUCUCCAGCGUCAUCCCAGAGGAUUCUGGGAACUACACCUGCAUGCCGACCAACGGCCUGCUGACCCCGCCCACCGCCUCUGCCAACCUCACAGUCUUGCACCCAGCCCAGCCUCUUCAAAUGCCUCAAGAAACAUACCUUCCCACUGGUAUGGACGGCAUGGUCACCUGCCCGUCGGCAGCUCAGCCGCCGCUUCUCCAUGUGGAUUGGACAAAGGAUGGAGAGCCACUCGACCUUUCCUUGUAUCCUGGAUGGACCUUGACACCUGAGGGCUCUUUGUCAAUGGCCACAGUUAAUGACGAUGCAGCGGGCGUGUACACGUGUACCCCUUACAACAGCUACGGCAGCAUGGGUUCAUCUGGGCCAACCAAUGUAGUUCUACAGGACCCCCCAUCAUUCAGCAUCACUCCAGAGAAGCAAUACAAACAGGAGGCUGGUAGGACCCUGCUCAUCCCCUGUCAAGGAAAUGAGGACCCAACAGUUAAAGUGACCUGGAGGAAGGUGGACCUGGCUCGUCGCAUCUCUUACUCCAUAGAACCCAACGGUUCUCUGCUGCUGCAGCCUCUCACUAAGGACCACCAGGGGGUGUGGGAGUGCAGUUCUGCUAACCGUGUAGCCUCGGUGAAGGCCAGCACACAAGUCUUUGUUCUGGGAACCAGUCCCCAUGCGGCUACCUCUCUGUCCGUCUCUCCAGGGGUGAAGCAGGCCAACAUAUCCUGGGAGGCAGGCUUUGAUGGAGGAUCAGCACAGACAUUUUCAGUUUGGGUGAAGAAGAUUUCAGCGAGUGAUAAUGAUGGGAAGCAGGACUGGUUCUCUGUGCCUGUGCCCCCGUCCUCUGGCACCAGGCUGCAAGUGACAGGUCUGUCUCCGGCCACCGACUACCAGUUCAGCAUCCUGUCUCACAAUAAAAUGGGCACGGGACCCUUCAGCGAGAUUGCCACCACACGGACCUUGGAUCCUCCACUGAGGAGAAGUAAACUAAAGCCUCCUGCAUUGCUGUCAGCUAAUCAGGGCUCAGCAGGUGUUGUUCUGCAAUGGUCCCUUCCUGAAGCUCAGCACCCUCCCAUCACAAGCUUUGUUCUCCAAUCCCGCACUGAGCAAGGGGAGUGGUUUAAUUUGGUCGACGACAUCAGUGCCAACAGUAGUGAAUUAGUCGUUCCAGGUCUACACAAGGACUGUGUGUACGAGCUGCGGCUGCUAUCUCGUCGCGGGGAGUUGCUGAGCGAGCCCAGUCCAUCAGUCAAUGUCUCAACCGUGGGGAUGGAGAUCUACCCCGGCACAUCCCGACUCCUGGAGUUCGUCCCAGAGCCAUUACUGGCUGGCGUGCUGGGCGGGGUCGGUUUCAUGUGCUUGGCACUUGUCUUGCUGCUUGGGUCCGCCUGUGUCAUCAGCCACAAGAGGGACCAGAGCCGCAGAAAGAAGAAGGAUGAGCCCCCUCCAGCCAUCUAUAAAUGCUCCCCAUCAGUAAAGACUUCAGGCACCGGCAGUCCAGACAGUGUGUUGAAGAAAAGCCUGCUUCCAGCCAGCACCUUCUAUCCCACCACUUCCUCUACCACUACCACCACCUCCUCCUCCUCCUCCUCACAGACAGACUGUUCCUCCUUUAGCACUGAGAAUCAUCAUCGGCGGAAGCAUCUCCCAUCCAACUACAGCAGGGGCCUUACUAGGACAACUUCUUCUCCCAUUUCUCCUCCAAUUGAGUUGAUCUCUAGAGGUCCAGAUGGCCGCUUCAUACUUCCACCAUAUGACAAUGACACAUUGAGUGUUCACAGCAGGAAAAGUGUAAGGUAUGACCAACCUACCAGAGUCAGAAAGUCUGUGUCACUGCACUCUGGUGGAGAAGACAGGAAAGAGCCGCCUUUUGUGCUCUCUGUUGAUCUCCCACCUUGCAAACCAGUGGAAGCCAACUCCACAAACCAAAUCUGCGGCAUGGCCCAGCACCUGCCCUGUCAAAAUCCUUCUAUCUUGAAUCAGAAGGCAAGCUAUGAUGGCUUUCCUGACAUUAGCAGCCUGUGCUCAAACAGUAGUUUGGCCACAAUUCCUCAUCAAGACCGAGUACUAACUCCCUCAUUUCCAGUGCUACCACAUAUCCGAUCCAGCCUAGGUCAGCCGUCUACGACCGCCAGCAGCCUGGUGCUCCAAAUGGAGCAUGAGCGGGAGACAGGGAACCUGAGUCGCUGCCUGAAACUGGCUCAGGAGCGGGAGGAGCUGGAGAGGGAGCUCCAGAAGUACACACUAGAAAGAGGCUCUAUGAGGGAGCAGCCAGACUUGGAGAGAAGAGAAGCUGAUGAUAAUGAGUUUGUCUGGGAAUAUAAAAGUAGUACCUUACCACACAGAUACCUCCAGGGCAGCAAGAAGAGCUUUGGCCUAUCUCCAAGCCCUUUCUCUUCUUCCUCUGUCUACUGGGAAACCUCUCCUCCCAUUCUGACCCCAGCCAGGACCUGUUUCAGUGUGUCUUCACCUACGAGUCCCUCUUGCUUUAAUUCCGGCAACCACCAUCUCGCUCCAUCUGUCGCCAAACAGACCCCCCUCCUCCAAUCUGAGGAGGCAGGCAGUUUUUCCAUAGACAGAUUAACUGUCCCGAAUCUCUCCUCAAAGCACCAGAGACAUGAAAAGGUAGAGGCAGCACCACAGGGCUAUGAUAAUUCACCACAAUCCACAGUCUUAGAAAUGCAAACGAAUGAUUCAUGCUCUGAGGCACGGAGACAGAACAGUCUUAGUCAUGGCAGCCUUUCAAUGUUGUCUUUCCAUAGCGAUAAAUAUACUGAAAACUCUAAUUCGGCUCUCGAUACACUGCCAGACUCUUCAAAAGAGGAGGCAUCAUUCCCCAGGCCAACUGAUGAGGGCGUGUGUGUUGAGAUGAGUGUGGAUGAGCCAGAGUUGGAAGUAUGCGUAAUGCGGCCUACAAAGCCGAUGCUGCACCACAGAAUCGCCUCUCACGUGCAACACGGGCGGUCACUGACUCAGAGAGGCCGGUAUGAAGACAUGAGGAGGAGCACAAGCUUUAACUGCCAUAGUCCUGCUUCUGUUGACCAUAUUAUCAGGGUCCUGGCUUAUCCACAGCCUCCAGAACCAGAUCUCUGGAGAGCUAUGACCAAAGGCUCUAAAUUCUGGGACUCUAAGCAGCGAAGUCAGAGUCUAGACUUGAGGAGACGGAAAGAGAACAAUUUCCUGACCCCUGAUGCGUGGAUAGACUCACUCAGCCAAGAGAACUGCUCUUCUGCAGCUUCAGACACUGUGUUCAGGGAACCCCAGAGUUUUCCUACCAGGAAAAUCUCCAAAUCUCCAGCAAAUUCUCCCUCUGCUACCCAAGCUGCCACCUGUUCACCUCCUGCUGUGGACCAUUUAGCCGCAAGGGGCAGUCCAGAGAGGGCCAUACCAAAUCCUGAUCUGCCUUUCCACUACGAGCCAAGAGGAGAGGCAUCCAUCUUUCCAAAUGCUGCCAAAUGGCCAAUCACCUACCACCAGGAAGCCAUGAAAGAAGCAGAAGGUUACUUGGAUGCCAUGAAGGAAAUUUCGAGAUGCUUAACCCACACCAACAAUGAUCAGGAGGUACUACUGGAAGUGGAGGCAGGAGGCUAUGAGGGAGUGCCAGAGUCCGGGAGCAGCUACAGCAGUUACGCCAGCAGCGGCCGAGGCAGCAUGGAGCCCACCAAUGGACGCCUGUCUUUGUGUCACCUUUCUCCAACCCUCACCACCUCACCUGAGACUAUAGAGGACAGCCAGGGGAGUACAGAGGACAAGCACAGCCACAAAAUGGAACCAAGCCAGAGGAGAAAGGCUUCUGUUGAUGAGAAUUAUGAGUGGGAUGCUGCAGAUGUCUACUCACAGCCUAGAGACCGUGAUGUACAAACCAGAGAAACAAUCUGUGAUGGUGUGCAGAUAUACAGCUCCAUUCUGCUCUUUUGACACCGAGUGGGCAGCUGACUUCAUUGACUGAUAAAAUACUUGUCUUACAUCUGAACCAGCUUCCAAUUAUACUAAUGGCAUUAGUACCACAGCACCAGACAAGCCCCUAUCCUGAGGAAAUGAUCGGAGGUAAUGUCACAGUCAUCUUUUUUAAUACUGUGCGAUUCCAUUUAUUUAGACUUUUAUAUCACUUUGACACCACAGAUUACGGGGUGGGACAAACACGUAUUUCUUGUCUCUGGCUGUGGAGCAGAGUUUUCACAAUGCUGAGAGCAAACAGCCAAAGCAGUAAUGAGUAUGUACAAGUGCAGCCGGAGCAGAGGCACUUCACAACAGCUUAUUUUAAAGGCCAACACUCGUAGCAUUCAAGCGACAAAAGAGUAGUUCACAUCGACAGGUAAUGUUUUUUGUUGUUGUUGUUUUGUCUUUCACUAUGCGUACAUGGCAUGAAUUUGUCAGCUGUGUAUUCACUGGGAUUCAGGCAGCCUUUUUUUUUUUUUUUCACCCUGCGAUUCCUUUUCAAAGCGUUCUCUACAAGAAGUGACACAAUGACAGCUUGAGAUCAGCUUUAUAUAUAGAGGUUGCAUAAUGCUGUCUGACGCUGUGUAUGGGUUGCAAUCUUUUUUGUGUUAAUUAAUCCCAAACACACAAAAACUGUUUGCUGUUUUAGCAAAGAAAUCAGUCCAUAAUUGGCCUGUUUCCAUUGUGCCACGAGCAGCUACGAACUGAUUUCACGCUGCGUGAGUUGUUUUCUACACAUGUGCAGGCUGGUAACCUGCGGCUGGUCCUUCUCGUUUUGUUACUCACUGCUGUAUUUGAAACUCACAAGAUAAAAACCAAAAAUUACCAUCAUCUUGUUCUGUAAAAACAAUUUGGAUAAAUUAUCGCUGUCAGGGUUAAGCUGGGUCACAACUACACUGUGUUUCCUGUGACUGUUUCACAAUAAAAGCCUGUGAUUUACCUGCCGGAGCAUUUAAUGUGAAGCAGCAGCAGUAACAGUAAGUGGAUUUCAUGCUGCUUUGUUUCCUGUGAAUCCUUCCUAUGUUUGAAGACAAUCUGAAUGUUUUACUCCAUCACUAACUGUAAAGCUACAGUUCUGAUAAGUAGCAACAGAAUUCAAAAACACUGAGUGGCUGAAAAUCUUGAAGCAGCGAUCAUUAAUAUUUUUAUAAUGACAGUGUCAAUGUGAAGCAAAUGUAGAAGGGAACGUUAUCCAGUGAGGAGCCUACAGAGAAUUGCCAGCUGAAUCUACAGCUCUUCUUAGUUUCUGGAGCUUCACAGUGAACUUCAGCUUUGUUUGUCAGUCCAGCCUGAAAAUGGACUGUUUUGGUUCAGUCUCACUGCUCUCAUAGUGUCGUUUUCAGCCACAGCAGGCAGCUGUUUUCAGUGAGAACGCUCUAAAAACCCACCGUCCCUGCUCACGCUCCCUGCUCUGCACCAGACAGCAAACAGACAUAGCAGCUAAAAAGCCAGAUAUUUCUCCCCAGAAAUAAAAACAAAACACAAAACAAAACCCAUGGCUAAUGAAUACUGAAUUCAUAAGGUGGACAGAAACAUUACUCCAAAUGAACGCUAACCUCGCCCUGUAACUGUUGGGUGUAUAAAUAAUAAGUUCAACUGAAAAAGUGAUUAUAAUGUUUCACAGCUGGUCCCACGUGGCCUAAAAUUUUCCUUAAAAACCAGUUAAUGCAAUGUCAUUAACAUGUCAUGUUGUGUCCCCUGUCAGUCCUGUCAGUCAAAAGUCUCAUGGAAUGUAAAGUGGUUCCAUUAUUUCCAAUCACAUGCUCAUGCCCAGUCUGGACAGUCUGGACUUUUCUCCUCAGUGGCAUAGCUAGAUGAGUUUACAGCUCUUACAUCUGUUUAAGUUAAAACAGAGAAAUUUGCCACCCUGAAAUCCACAUUCGCUUAUUAAAUCGUGACUCAUGUCAACUAGAACAAGCUAUUUAAUAUAUUGUAAAAGACAUUUUUUCACUGUUUCUUAACUAUAGUUUUUUUAAAAAUAUUUUUGUUGAUAUUUAGAUAAUAGCUAGAGAAUCGAUAAUGAAAUUAUGAGUUUCAGCCCCAGCUGACAACUCAUCAGACAUUUAGGAUCAGCAACAGAGGCUGACAAAACACUAUUCUGCAAUAAAACAGCAAAAUAACAAGAUUACCAUGUUGUAACAAAUCUUGUACAUGAGCCUAAACAACCUGAGGGGUUACUACAACAUGGGAAUUAUACAUUAAAUGCACACAUGAUAGAUUUCUAGCGGCAGCACAGUGACAUUUUCAUACUGUGUUCCACUGCGAUGUAGUCUUUUAUGUUUCAUUUAACCUUGCAGACAUUCAUAAUUUUUUUUGGUGUGUUUUUUUCCAUCUUUAAGUGGACUACAGCAGGUAUUUUAUUUUGCAUGACAGAAAGAAUGAGGACGGCAGUUAGUGUUUGUUGCUGAGAACAAGCCGUGACUGUUAUCUCCAGCCGAGUGUAAAAUUAGAGUGAUUAUCAGCAAUAUUACCGUAGAAAUAUGGUCGGACGUGGAUAAUUUAAAGAUUGAAACCUAAAUGGGAGUUUUUCAAUCAGUCUAUCUGCACAUCCAGCAUUCAGCCCGAGAGGCGAGAAUUCACAACAUGUCAGCGAAGUUAAUUACCUAAACGAAUGCCUCCCAGCAGAGUGUGGAAUAAUAGCAUCAGGGGAGAGAAUGACUUUUCUUCUGUUGUAUUGGUUUUAUAGUACAGCAGAAUCUUUCUUAACCCGUAUUUCACUUUAAUUAGCCGUUUGCCCAAGAGACAGACUUUUUGAAAAACAUCUGUGUUCUUGUUAUCUCACGGGCAGUAACCUUGCCGUAAGUGUUUCUUAUUCUCUCAAUGAUUACAAAGUGUGCUCAUCCAGAAUUGAUGACCUUAUUAUAAUGGGUGGUUUUCGCGUGUCUUUGAGAAUCCGCUCGUACAAACAGAUAAUUGAGCACAAUUUUUCACAUCGCCUCCUGACAUUAUAGAACACUUUUCAGGUUUUUGCUUUCUGGCAAAUAUAUAUUCAACUGAAACAAAAUAGCCCUCUAUUCAUUAACUGAAUUUUUUUUUUAUAAGGAAAAUAUAUACAUUUUAUAUUAUUAAAAACAUAGGAAAAUAUAUAGAUUCAUAUUAUUAAAAUAAAGCAUAUAUUGUGACUACUGUUUGCUUUUGUAAAUUAUUAUAAAACUUCGUGUUUGUUCUCAUUUCUGUCAGUUUUCUCACACUUGCAACUAUGUUUACAACAGCACCAAUAUAUCAUAAUAAAAGAGCUCAUCAGGUUGGGAAAAUAUGUCAGUAAAUAUUUAGACAGAUUCAGUUUUCUUAUUAAGUGCGACUGUUAUUAAUAUCUGGAUGAAGAAUUCUAGUUUUUAAAUAUUGAUCUAGUUUUCAAGUUAUAUUUUGUAAUCUCAAACUUUAAGAUUUGUAUGUAAACAUUUGAUUCUAUUGUAUUAGCGGAUUUUCUUUGGAAGACAACAAUAUUUUAUUCGUUUUUUUAUGUUUUGUGUACUUGUGUGUCAUGCAAAAUCAUUACUUUCGAGACCCUUGUUGAAUAAAUACUCUGUAUAUGUACUCCCUGAAUCAGGGUCUACAUUGUUUAAGAUAAAAAUAUAAAACUGUAAAACAUUUUAGGAACUUGUGUACAGUGACAUAAGCAUCUUUACAUUAUAUAUUUGUAAAUCUCUUUGUCCUUCACUGCCUCUUCAAAAUGUUCUCCCAACAUUAACCAUACUGUAAAGUCUAAACACUGCAUGUACUUAUUUUUUGUCAUAUUUUAAUAAAUAAACCUGA
Molecule: messenger RNA, 8800 nt
Organism: Toxotes jaculatrix (banded archerfish)
Lineage: Eukaryota; Metazoa; Chordata; Actinopteri; Toxotidae
Gene: igsf9a
Product: immunoglobulin superfamily, member 9a
Exons: 21
Coding region: 257-5023 (1588 amino acids)
Biological process (GO): cell-cell adhesion
Molecular function (GO): protein binding
Source: RefSeq, a predicted model, not a curated record